Molecule: messenger RNA, 570 nt
Organism: Colletotrichum karsti
Lineage: Eukaryota; Fungi; Ascomycota; Sordariomycetes; Glomerellales; Glomerellaceae
Exons: 1
Coding region: 1-570 (189 amino acids)
Source: RefSeq, a predicted model, not a curated record
AUGGACUAUUACGACACGGCAUCCGAAAUCGAAGCUUUCCUCGACGAGGUCACCGGCCCAUCUCGAGAUCGCGCAUCGCGCUACGCUAUUGAACUCAAAGUCCGAGCAAUGUUCGAGGACAUCGACAGCAGACGCUGGAGAAGGGUACGGAGAUGUUUUAACAAGGAUGCUAGGGUCAUCAAGGCCCUCGCCCAUCCCAGCCAAAUCAUCGACAGAGACCUAGACGAAGUGAUCCGCUGGUUCGACUCCUUGUACCACAAUGCGCAUGGUGAGGCGGUGCACCAUGCCAUUGUACCCACGCUCGUCCUCGUCGACAGAGGCCGCGUGACGUGCCAUCUCACCAACUUCUGGGCGGAGCUGCCUGCUGAAGAUAUUCUUAAGUUCGAGUACUUCACCCAAUAUCACGAGAUCAUCGUUCUGGAUUUGGACGAGAAUCAUAAGAUUACGCGGUUUGAACGUCGUGCACACACACAGCCGUGGACGAAGCACACAGGGGACAUCCAGGAGUUCAAUUACUUUGUGCGAAUGACGAAGAGAGGAACGGUGGAGAUGGAGGAAUACUUUCAGUAA